GUAGCGAGCAUGCGUGCGUGCGCGUGUUCCGGCGAGGCCGCGCGGCUGUCCUCUCAGUUCGUCCUCCUGUUAGGGAACCCGAACCCGGAUCCGGGCGAGUAGCCGACUUCUUCUCCCCGCCUAGGGAUACCCACAGAGCGGCCGGGAGGGAACGCUGCUCCUGGAGUGGUGGGCAGCUGUUGGGAGCUGCUCAGGCUGGAGCCACGGGAUUUUAAAGGACCUGUCUCUGUCAUUUUUACUUUUAGGAUUUUGGCCAAAUUGGGCGAGGGUACAAUAUUACCACUUACCCCUUCUCACCGAGGAAGAGCGGGAGAAAGGGUAUGGCACAGUCACAAGGCUGGGUGCGAAGAUGCUUCAAGGCCUUUUGCAAAGGCUUCUUUGUGGCGGUGCCUGUGGCAGUCACUUUCUUGGAUCGGGUGGUCUGUGUGGCUCGAGUGGAGGGAUCGUCGAUGCAGCCUUCUUUGAAUCCUGGGGGAAGCCAGUCCUCAGAUGUGGUACUUCUGAACCACUGGAAAGUGAGGAAUUUUGAAGUACAGCGUGGUGACAUUGUGUCAUUGGUCCUCUCCGUGCUUUCGCCACCUCAAGUGUACUUCCUGUCCUAUAUUUGCAGUUUCUGAGUGCCUACUACAGGUAAAGCUUUGAUAGUUAACAUUAAGCCAGUGAGUCUUAUCAACAUAUAUAAUGAUUAUUACCUUCACUUAUAGAUGAAAUUCAGUAAUCCUCCUAAUACCAACAGAAGGAAAUUAGUAGUCUAGACACAGUGACACUCACCUGAAGUCCCAACUAGAGCUUGGAGGGGGGGGGCUUACUGAAGCCACUACUGUCUUGAACUUCAUAGUGCAACCCUGUCUCAAAAUUCAAAAAAAAAAAAAGAAAGAGGUGGGGGAGAAACAGGAGUAAAAGAAUGGGAUAUGAAAAGAAACAGAAGAAAUAUAUAUAUAGAGUGGGGAUUAAAGCCCUAUCGGUUUCACAGCCUAAAACCUUAAGCUCUAGGUUCCUCCAGCUAUGAUUGAUUCUCUUCCUACUGUACCUCUAUGGAAAAAGAGAUUGUUUUCCCAUUACUCUAAAAGUCAGCCACCCUCUCAGCCAUGUCAUUCCAUCAGUAAUGUUAGGGCAGCCUGGAGGUUGUAGCUUGGUGUUGCUGAAGAUAAGCCUUCAUGUUAUAUAAGAGAAAAUUAGUCCUGCUUGGGAGUCCAUCAUCUUCACAAGAGUUCUCUCUAGAUGAAUAAUAUCAACCGUAAUAAGGUGAGAAACGCAGCCCCAGGUUCUGUGCCAGCUGCCUUGCAUGUACUCUCUCAUUAAUCUUUACUGCCUCCGCCUUGAGAGGUACGGUUGUCGCUGUGUUAGGAUUCCGAAACGGAAGUUUGUGAAGAUGAGUAAUAGGCAGAGCUGUGAUAUAAUUUCAAGGUUGUUUCAGUUCAGAAUUCAUGAGCCAAGAUGACUGCUUAUAUUUUAUUAUUAUCUGAGUAAGGCCUGUGAAUCUGAACUAGAAAAUUGGAGUAAGUGAACCCACUGAAUCAUGGUAGAAGUGAUUCUGAAUAGAAAAAAAAAGUUAGUUUAAGCAUGUUAGUACAUACCUAUAUUAGCACUUACCAGGUAUAGACAAGAAGGAGAAACUUGGGAUGUGGAAUAAAACCUCAUCUCAAAAAAUAUUAAAGGCAUAGAAGCCUGAUGACUUUAUAAUUUGCAAUUUCUGACUAAAAAUUUAAAACUAUAAUGUAAGACAUAUCUUAUAAAAUACAGGAUAGUCUCCUUAAUGGUUUAUUUUAUAUUUGUAAAAUUAUUUUAUAUUUUAUUUAUUUAUUUAUAUUUGUAAAAUUUUAUUACUUUUUCAUAAUGCCUACAUUAUUAAAACUGUACAAACAAGGUGACUACAAAAAUUUUAAGGGAAAUAAGUUAUAUAACAGUUGUACAUAUCUUACAUAGUGGAAGUUAAAAUACCAGUUACUGUUUCCGUAUCACUGAGUCAUGAAGUAUAGCAUGACCACAGUCUUCUAGGGAGUUGGGAUGAGAAAUAUCACAUGUACUUCAUGGACUAUUCUUGUAGGCUAUCACAGGGAAUUAAUUAUUCAUCUUCUGAGGUUCAGGGUCGCAUUAUUUUCCUAUUUGUAUUGAUAUGGUAUCCCUUCCAAUCUUAUUACUAUAAAAAGCAUUUCUACCAGCAAUAUUUAUUUACUCAGUGUAUAGUGUUUACUUUGUGUGUACUAUGGUUCAGACGUUAUGCUUGGAAGGAAAAACUAUUUCUUUAAGUUGGCUAUUUAGUUUCUUUUUUGGUGAAUUCUCUUUUCUUCCCUUAAAGAAUCAUCAGUUCUCAGUUGUAGUUACUCAUAUUUUCUGUCUAUGCCUUGAGAGGGAUCGUUUCAUAUUAGAAUAGUUCAACCCAGGUAGCGUUAUGGGGACUGACUUCUCUUCCUGGUCAUAUCAACUGAAAAGUCAUUAUAUGAUAUAGAGAUGUAGGGUGACUGUCAGACUAUUUGUGCCAGGUGGUCCAGGAAAGCAGCCCUUUAAGAAUAGAAAAAAGAAAACUUGAUUAUCCUCCUAGCCCGUUUCUCUGAAAGGUUUUGGAGUUUUCAGGCAGAUAAGAGAACUCAGGUGAAGUCUGGGAGUUUUCUAGUGUCAACAAGACUGAUUUGGGAGUCCCAGGAUUCUGGGUAGUUAGGGUUGUAGGGCAGAGUGGAAGGACAGCUACAAAUUCAAAUCUACAGAGAUCUGAAGAUGGUACCUAAAAGCUUUAGCUUUAAUUUCCAUCUAAGAAAAGAAAAAAAACCAGAAAGCCAGAGAACGAAUUAUUAAGAAAUAACACAGGGAAAAAUCCUUAGAUAUCUCAGCCUGAUUCUUAUGUGUUUCACUUCGGGGACAGAACCUUCAGAAUUGAUGAGAAAUUAGGUGAUUAGAGGAGAACCUCUUCCCUUACCCCUGCUGGGGAGCAAAACCCGCUCUAGAGGAGAUGUCUGGCAGCUCUUCCCAAUGAAGGCUAAAAGCACUCUUGUAGUGUUGUGAAAUAAUUCAGUUGUGUUCUGUAUAACACUCAAGUGUGCUCAUCACAAAACAAGCACAUCCGGGUCCCAAAGAGGAGAACAGUGUUAAUGUGGAGGAACUGAUGAAAACGACUGCUUAUAAAAAGGCACAGGCCAGGUCUCAAAACAAGUAGAAAGUAAGCAACACAAUAGAGAACUGAAAAUAAUAAAUGACACAUCACUCACCUGUGGGUGCCUCAAAAGAUGGGCAGUUAGUCUCUGAAGAGAGAGAGGCAAAAGGAAGGAAGAAAGAUGAAAAGACUGUAAUUGCUAGCAAGCAUGUGUUUUUAAAAGAUAAAAAAAAUUAUAACUUAACCUUAAGAAAUAUAAAGUGACCAAAACCAGCAGGACUAUACUAAAGCACCUGACAAUCAUAGGCUCCAUUCUAGUGACAAGGAGAACUUUUUAACUCAGACAAUAAGAGUCAUACAAGCAGAGCAAAUCUGUAAGGCAGAUUAGAAACCAUGCAGUGCUGAGAAGGAGAGAUAGUAAGUACUGGGAGAGAGAAGUUUGAGAAGAGAGUUUGUAACUCAUCAAUCAUUAAUCAAAUAUUAAUAUCAAGCAGAAAUGCACGUGAAAGCCUGUUCACAUGUAUCAGACUGAAAGAACUCAUCACUGGCGUGCCCAUACAGUAAAGGUGUUAAAUAAACCCAUUUACAACAGAGUUAUCAGGCAAAAACAUAAGCCCUGAAAGGAAAGCACUGAGAUUGUAAAAGCUGCCACACACAAUCUCUCUCAUGUCUGUAUUGUCUAGACCUUUUGCAAUUGUGAUAAAUUAUCUCAGAAACAGCCUAAGGAUGAAAGAACAGCAGAAGCUUCCAGUUUUGCAAGGUUCAGUCCAUCCUGAUGUGGAGAGUAGGGUAGGUCCUAGCAGCAGCCAUCAUGGAAAGCAGGGAGAGAAAGGAGGAAGUAGAGGAGAGGAGGGAGGAGUGGAGGGGAGGGGAGGGGAAGAGAGAAGAGGAGAAUGCAAAUGCCUGAACUAACAGGGUUUCUGUUCUCCCCGUUUAUCCUGUCUGGGACCCUAGAGCAUUGGAUGGUGUGCCCACUUUCAGGAUAUGUGUUACUUUUAUGAAUUUUUCUCUUAGAACAUCCUUGCAGUCAUACCACGAGGUUUACUAAACUAGUCUGUUAGGUGUUUCUACAGCCCGUUAAGUUGACAAUCUGGAUUAGCCACCAUAUUAUUUAACUGCAUAUAUCACAAGUAAUAGGUGUAAUGUGAAAUUUAGGGCAUAGAUAGGAGCAAAAUGUACAAGAGAAGAAUUACAAUGGCUCGGAUUGGGAAAUUCAAGUAUAUUUUUUACAAAUGUUGUAUAUAGUGUAUGACGCUUUAGAAGAUUAUUUGAAGAUGGUCUAAAAUGAACUGAGGGCACAUUCCAUAAAAUUUGAAUUAACUAUAAAACAAAAAAUGCCAACAAUUCACUAAUAAAAUAAAAUAUUUUAUUAAUUGUACAGUUAACUGAAUAAAAAGGGGCAGAUCAUAGUUGGAAAUGAGUAGGAAGAGUAGUUACUAGGAUCUCUUACUAUUUGCUUUCUCGGCUUUAUCCCAAAGUUUAAACCGACAGCCCAAGAGGGCUUGACAAAAUGAAAGAGCCGCAUUAUUCUGGACUGGUGUAUAUUUCAGAGUCAGACCUGCUCAGUUCUGGGUCAGCCUUUCUAGUCCACCUCUGACGUCAUAUUGCUUUUACACCUGGAUUUUUUGUGGGUUUAACUCCAAAGUUUUCUUUUUAUAAUUUCUCUCCCAAAUAAUCAAUGCAGUGAAUUAUUCCUUAAUAAUGUGUAUGUUUCUGUAGAACAGUUACUGUUUUACUGUCUUUACUAAGAAUUGCUUAAAUCGAUGAAUUUUGGUUAUCCACGGUUUUCAUUUCACCUAGGUAUAAAUAUACUGAUAAAAAUUUUACAUUCUGACUUUUCUCUGAAGUUUCUUAGAAAGGAGUUUAUGUUAAAUUGUUAUUUGUUAUUUGUGUUGCCUGUACUUAAAAGAGUGAACAAAAGACUUGUGCAAGUACUGAAUGUCUUCACGUAAUUUGUAUUUAUUGACAUUUCUUUCCCACUAUUUGUGAUAUUGAAUCCUUGUUUACAAAUUCAUCUUGUAUUAGUAUGAGUUUUUGUUUUUGAGUUCUCUCUCCUGUGUUUUUAUUUGGGAUUGUCCUGAAAUUUAGAUGGAUAUUAGUAGAUAGAUUUAGACUGACUUCAUAGAUAGCACACUGAAAUUUGGCAACAUUUAUUAUACAAAAGCAUCAUACUUGGCAGUUGUAUGGUGUUCCCUGAGAAACUUCUCAAACUGUCUUUUGGUUCUCCUUUAAAGGCCAACACCUAGGACCAUUUUUAUGGUGGCUCCAAUGCAUAUUCAUUCCUGCUCGCCAUCUCACCUUAUUUUAUGUUGGCUACUGCACCACCCUUUAUUCAUCACAAGACAAUAAAUGUUUACUAAGUUCGUAAUGCAUGUUGCUCUGCAUAGAUAAAUGGGUGUGGACAUGUUUCCUUGUGGGACUCACACAGUGUUGAGAAAGGCAGGUUAAAUACAUAAACACAGUGGACGGACCAGUGAAGUGAGAGAAGGGAGCAAAGUGUAACCAAAGAGGCCGAGGCCUCCUCUAGAAUGACUAAGCAGAGGCCUUGCUGGGGACGUAACAUUCAGCGUGCUCAGGAGGAUUACUAGGUUGCUAGAACCUCUAUAAGUACUUAUAGUAGGGAAAGCUUUUUCAAAGAGUCAAAGAAGACCAAUAAUCAAGUAAAGGCAAAGAGUAAAGUAAUCUGAGCACAUGAGGUGUUCCUACUUUGCACGUUCGUGUUACAGAAAGUAUGAAUUGGUGUGAGUGAUGACUCUGAGUUGAUGAUAGUUGUAUGAAACACAUAAUGCAGAAUGUUAAAAUACAGGACCUUAGCACCACAGAAAGUGGAGCACUUAUCAAGUCCCUCCACAGACAGACCAAAGGCAGUGGGACACUUGAGCAACUCUUGAUUUCAGUAUUAGGACUAUCCUCUUUUGUAUCCAUAUGUGCACACAUAUUUAGCUAUUAUUCUUUAGAUAAAGCUCAUUCUGUUGAUUAAAGUGUUCUAGAAAGACACUACCAAAGUCAAUAUAUAAAUAUUUUUAUCAAGUUCUCUGAAGCAGAGCAGGUCAUCGUCCACUCUCCCAUUAUUGACUCAUGGUCUAAUGACAUAGAGAAGUCAGUCAGUUUGAUAUUAGACUUGUUAAUGUGAAGCAAGAAACAUUUUUACAUAUUGAUUUUUAUUUAUAUACAAAUAUUAUGCCUCAGGUGGUGGGAAUAUUGGUAUCCUUGAACUAAUAAUAAUGGCCUAUAUACUUUACUCUAAAUUACCUCUUGAGAGCACACAUACGUUUCACUUGUGAUCUCUGUAGCCUAAAGAUUAAAGAAUUCUGGUUGUAUUCUUUUUUUUAAGUCUAAUUCCUAUGAAACUCUGUAUUGUGGCUUGAUGAUUAUCUUGAGAAUGUUUAGUUCUCAAGUGUCUUAGUUACUUCCUCGUUUCUGUGAUAAUGUAACUUGAGGAAGAAAAUGCUGAUUUUGGCUCGCAGUUCCACCACUAUAAUCUAUUAUGGUGGGAAGACAUGGCAGACAAGAUAGGCCAUCAUGCUGGAAACCGGAAGUUAACUUGUUACACUUCCUGUACACUCCAUGCCUAGCAGUCAGAUUAUAAAGCCUCAAGUCCCACUUCCUGUGGCUAUCUUCUUCCAGUCCGCCCUGCCUCAUAAAGGCUGUAAAACCUCCCCAAACAGUGCUGAGAAUUGGGUAUUAAUUAUUCAGGUACAGGAGCCUGUGGGGGUACAUUUCAAAUUCAAAGGACACCAUCCAGACAUCUUGGAAUUCAUUCUUGCUCCAGCACUGUCUUCUUUUCAUCAGUUUUAUCCACUUGUUUGUUAAAUUACAUUGCACGUCUAACUUUGGGAGCCUCUUUGGGCAGGAUUCAUCUUGUAUGUGUCCCAGGGCCUGGUGACAGUAAGUGGAUCCUUGGGAGCGUUAGUGGUAUUUUGUGUUCUCAGUGAAUGCUUUCACUGUAGCUUUAAGGCCAAAUGCCGUGCGCUCUAUAUCAACCCUUCCUCAGGUAGAUACUGCUUGAUGUGUAGGAGAAUUUCUCUCGCACAAUAUGACUGAAGCAGUGCAAGUGCUGCACACACCAAAGGCUCUCUUCCACACUCUUCCCAGGGCAGAUUUCUCUGGAAGUUCUUCUGCCUCUUCCUGUUUGCAUUUUGGCUUCCCUGGCCUUUUUCAAUUCUUUUUUCUUUUCUUCUUCUUCUUUUUUUUGUAGGUUGAUAAUUUCUCCUCUCUCUUUUUCCACUAUCCUUUUGUUAGCUUCUUGUCACUGUAGCAGAUAAUUUGAAUAAUUAGCAUGCAUGGAAGAAAUAUUUACUUUAGCUCAUAGUUCUUGCUUAAUUCUGUUGGGCCUAGGACCACAUAGUGCGUGAGGAUGAGACCAUGUAAGGAAGCCGUUAGCUUCCUGGUGAUCAGGAAUCAGAAGAGGAGGAUAUACUGGGGUAUCAGUGUUCCCUUCAAGGACCAACCCCAGUAUCCUAACAUGCUUUCCCCAGACCUCACUUCAUAAUUGCAAUGGUGGCAUAGGCUGAGGACUAAUCCUUUAGCAAAUGAGCCUUCCAGGGACUUAGAAGAGCUAAGCUAUAGCACUCUCCUCUCUCCUGGCACUCAUCUGUAUUUCAUUAUCUCCAAUAAAGCAGAUCUUAUGCCUUCUGCCUACUUUAUACUUUGUAGUUCUCAGGCCAAGUAUUUAAUUUUCACAGAAUUUUUCCUUCUUCCUUCCUUCGAAACCUCAGCCAAAGACACGCUCCUUUGCUAGUGCUACUUUUAUUUAGAGCGCAUCUCGGUUUCUCACCAUACACGUGUUGGUUUUAGUCUUUAAUUACGGUGUCUUACUCUUAUGCCCAUUCAAUACACUGAGAGUUCUCAGAAGCUAUUGUAGCACUGCGGUGUCUUCAGAGCAUGGCUCGCAUGCUGGUAAGUAAAUACAUGGCAAACACCCAGUUGAGUCAGCGUGAUACCACUUCAGCCUAAACUUUCUAUAAAAUACAGCUUGUAUUUUCCUAUAUAUAUUUAUUUAUUGUCAAAAUACUGUGAGAUUUAAUUUUUUAGGUCUUGCUGGAUUUGUGCAACUCCUUCAUAAUUAAUGAGGUCAUCAUCAGAACUUUGAUAAAAUAAGCAUAAAGUAACACUUAGUCUUACUGAUGUUCCUUCUUAAUUCCCUCCUACUCAGCUCUCUUUAGUCCCCAGGAUCCUGUGCGGUGUAGAGACGGAAGACACCGAGAGUGUCAGAGCUGAUUCCAAACCUCGGCAGGUACCUAGAAGUGAAGAGAUGAGUUAUUUAUAAGGCAAGGCGUUGUUCUCACUUUAAUUAAGUUGACUGUGGAGAUGGUCCAGGGAAAGAGGAUGCGGGACACUGAUGGCCCCAUUUCCAUGAUUAUCACAAAGUCCCGAGGUAGACACUUUCGGUUCUACAGCAUCGUAACAAAUAAAGACCCUAUCACCUCAGCGGCUCAUUAUUGCUUGUUUCCUGUUUGGUGAGUCCCAAAGAGAGCUUCUGUGAGUAGAGCUGGGAAUUUAUAAAAGCUUACAGAAUCCAUGUUGUUCCAUAAAUCUGAAAGCAAACCAUAUAUAAGCCCAUACUGCAUCACUGAGGAGCUGCUUUGGAGUUAUAUCAGAAGCUGAGACGAUGUAGCACAGAGAGUUUAACCAAAGCUUCCACAGCCCUCACUUCUACACUCUUGGGAUUUUCACUGAGAAGGUCUCCACAUUUAGGGCCCACAAAUUUAGGGCAAGUUUAAAACUAUUUUUUCAUGAGUUAAAAAGCAUCCCUCAGAUUGAAUUUCACCACAAUCUCCAUUUCUCAUAACUUCUAUUUCAUUCAGAUACCAUAAAAAUCUUCACUAUACCCAAUAUUGGGGGUCAACCUCCAAUAAAAUGGGCAGCUAAACUUUCCAUUGACUAUGAGAUGAGAAUUGAUGUGUUUGGGGGAAGCACAGAGUGAAUUAUUGCCAUAACUUUUGGAAGAGACAAAGCAUUUAGUAUUUCUCUUCCUGCUUAAAACCACGGCAGAUGUUGAAAAGGAAAAGUAGCUACCUUGAUCACCAGAUUGUGAUUUUCAAACAGAGAUCUAAUAAAAUUAUAAUUCGCUCAUGUUUAUCACUUGCUAUUCUAAACUUUGUCCUGUGGUUUAUAAGGGUUUUAUUUGUUAAUUCAUUCAUUCAUUCACUCAUUCAUUCGUUUGUCACUAAUCACAAUAGGGGCUGGAGAGAUGGAGAGACGGCUGAGUGAAGAAGAGAACUUGGUAUUCUUGCAGAGGAUACAGGCUUGGUUGUGAAUCCUAUAUCAUUCAGAAAUACCUGGAACUCCAGAGUCAGGGGAAAGACAUCCUCUUCUGACUUCCAUAGUCACCAUACAUGUGCUGCACAUGCAAACAGGCAGGUGCACAUGCAUACACAUAAUAUAGUAUGAGAUAAUGUCUUAAUAUUGCCUUUCCAAGGAAAUUUAGUGUUCUAUUUUGUCAUUUCAUUUUCUUCUCUUUUUUCCCCUCAGAAUUACUUUUAACUUGAUUAUAAAACAUUUUGUAACUAAAUAAAAUACCACAAACACCAAAAUUAACCCAAUCCAUUCUAUAUAACUCGGCUGAUAUCAUACAAUUAGAAUAGGGAUUCAGAACAAAAAGCUAAGAAGUUUCACAUUCAAUAUAGCAUUCUCAGCAUCAAAUAUGAUUCAUCUACUUAUCCACCACUAAACCCCACCCUCUCAUCCAACCAUCCACCCAAACGAAGAAACAUAAUUCCACGGCAGAAUUUGAACGAGAACAACCACUAGCCUUAUAUUCUUUCAUAACUAAUGUCCCCUACCACAUCCUCAUCCCCUUGUAUUUAUAUGUUAUUAUUUUCUUUUCUUAAUGCUGUACUGUAUCCACCUGUGAAUUUGUUUACACAUAUGCAUAUGUUGCUGCCCAUAUCUGAGAGGGAGCACACUGUUUAUUUCUUUCUGCUCGCCUGGCUUUUCUUUGGUAGUGUACAUUCUGGCACCAUCCUGCUCAUUGCUUAACUUCAGUUUUCUUUACCCUGACUGUGGGAAUGAGUUUGUAUUUCUCAAAAGAUUGAAAGUAGAACUAACACAUGACCCAGGUAUUUCAUUCCUUGGCAUAUUCAGAGAACUCCAUACUCUGCCUCAAAUAAGUUUGUAGCUCUAUAGUUAUGGCUGCUUCAUUCACUGUAGAAAGGUUUAGGAUCAAGUCAGCUGUCCAUCAGCAGAUGAAUUAAUAAUAGCUCUUUGGUAUAUGUAUGAAAUGGAGUACUAUUCAUCUCUAAAGGAAAUUUGGUAUUCCGUUUGUCAUGGCUUUUGAGGCAGGCUCUAUCACUGGGAUCUGGGGCUUGCCAUUUAAGCUACUGUGCCCGGGCCACUGGUAUCUUACCCGUCUUUCUCUGCUCUACACCAGCACUGGGAUACGCCUGCCCUGCCACAGUGCCUGCGUGCUCUACCUGGGUGCUGCGGAUCGUAAUUCAGGGCCUCUUCCCUUCAUAACAAGUACUUUAUUCACUGCUGACUACUCAAGUCUGCCUUGCUUUCUUUUCCCCCCUAGGAUGAUUUUUUAAGUUUAUUUUGAAAGACAUAAAUUAUCUUAUCCUUUACUCUUACAUAUACUCAUAUAUAUAUAUUUAUAUUUAUAUAUAUAUAACAUUUGUCAUUUAGUGAGCUGGCUAGUGUUUGUUCUCUCAUAAGAACAGACACUGAAUUUAACUGCUACAUUUUUUGUAAGUUAUUAUAAAAUGCCUAAGAAUUUUAGGUAAUUCCAGGGUCAUAAAUGUCAUUGUCUAAUAGAGGAAAUAUACAAAAUGCAGUAAAUUCCUCCAGGAUGUGCUCAGAUAACAGGGGGUGGAUAACUAUGAAUGUUAGUUUGUUCCACCUCCUUUUACCUUCUACUGUGUACAAAGGAUCAGACGUGAGUGACUCUUUUGGUUUUGGACUCCUGAAUCCGAACUACCAUGUCCUGAUCUUGGUUCUUGCUGGGAUCACAAGAACUUGUGACUUGCAAGAGUAAUUCUGAAUUUUAACAACUUUGGAGUUUUAGGCUCUUUUGUGAGUAAUAAAAAGAUUUUUUUGAGUGUGUUUGACUUGUUUUCAUAACCUACCUUUCUCCCAAUGCAAAUGGGUAGAAGCAACCAUGUCCAAUUAGCCACAUGUGUAUGUGUGUCCCAGUGCAGAUCUCCUGUUCGUUCCAUUAUAGCAGCCAUUUAUAUCCAUGGCUUUUAUUUGUUCUCUUGUCUUGUAGAAGAUAGGAAUUUUCCAUGAAUUUAAGGGAGGAGAAUUAUUUUGUGUUUUCCCCCCCAAUAUAAUGGUAAAAAUAUUUCAACAGCAGACACUGUUCUUAAUGAGGGGAUUCCUGGCUUCUCUUCCCAAAGGCCGUCCAGACAUCAUUUCUGAUAGAUUGCUCUGGCCUUGGGCUAGGUUUCAGUGGAAGCAAUGCAGAAAUAUCUGCUUGUUGUUGAAAUCAAAGCAUGUCAUGAUGGUUCUCCAAAAAUACAACUAUAAUAGGACAAAGUAUUCAUAAUAGAAAAUGUUCGGUUAUCAUCCCAAUGUAUCGAUUUACCUGAAUAUUAUUAAUACCACUUCUGAUUAACUUCAAAAUAGGCUGCAUGGAGCAUUUUUGUAGAUAGUGGAUUCUAUUUCCAAAACUCCUUUGUUGGAUGCAUCAUUAGAUAUAAAAAAAGCAUUUUAUUUGAUAAGCAUGUCUUUGACAUCUUUGACACAUGUAGUGAGCAUUAGCUUCUUAUUGCUUGCCUGAGCUAUUCGAAGUGGUCUGUCUCUGUCUUGUAGAGAAUACAAGAGUAGCAUUAUUAAGUGUUUCUCCUCUGGUUUUCUUUACAGACAGGGCUUUUGUGGGCACAUACAUGCCUCGAGAUUUUGUUUUAGCAUCACCUUUUGGGACCGGAUAUGGUUUCAUAUAGAACUGGUUUCUGUGGCUACUGUUUUCCACUGGGGUCUGUAGUAUCUGUAGAAGUAAUCAGUGCUUAGAGACUCAGCCUAAUAGGAGGCAAACAUGGUCUGCAGUGUCCUGUUUCUUCUUUGCUUAUUGAUUUGUGUGUGUGUGUGUGUGUGUGUGUGUGUGUGUGUGUGAUCUUUUGACUGGAGGCAGAAGUUUGUCGUCUUUUUUUUUUUUUUUUGGGUUCUUUUUUUUCGGAGCUGGGGACCGAACCCAGGGCCUUGUGCUUCCUAGGUAAGCGCUCUACCACUGAGCUAAAUCCCCAGCCCCUAAGUUUGUCGUCUUUUAAAGUAGUUAUCUGAGCAAUAAAAGAAACAAGCAUGGAGGGAUAAAGAAGCAGUGUUUAGGGUGAUGAGAGCCAUGAAAGGAAUGUGCUGACUAGAAUGUGUGGCUGCGUUUGGAGCAGCCAUUGGCGUGUGGCCUUACCUAUGCUUGCAAUGAGAUCUGCGGCCAUUGAAUGACAGUUGUUAGCUCUUUUCACGGAUUUUUCCUCCUUAGCAUGUUCUUUGUGUUUACUCUUCUCUCACCUAAAAUCCUUUUCUGUAUCUAAUUCCCUUGUAUUUUCCCCAGGAAUAGCAUUCUCCAAACACCUCCACUCCCUACUGACAUUCUCAUCUUUUCUUAUCUACUAUGGUUUGUUUUGCACCAUAUACUCCCUACAUUGCUCUCUUUAUUCUAAGCCAUCAUGCUGUUCUGUAUUAUUUCCACUUCCUUCCAGUUUAUUUUCUCAAAGAAUUCUAGAAGAAUACAGUUGUUGACAACAGAAACUAAGUACCUCUGAAUAAUAACCUCCUUGAAAGAUGAAUCAAAGUUCAAAACUCAUUAGCCCAUGUUUUUUGCUAUUUAUGUUGAUAUUGAUACAGUUAAAAUUUAUUACAUAAUAAUGUCUUAGUUCUAAUUAUGUCAUUAGAAAAUAAAACUACGUAUAAUGUUUCCAUUACAAUGGCAAGUUGAUCCUCCUUUACCAGAAAGUCAAAGAGUGUACCUUGGAGGUGGCUGAGUGAUCUCUUGUAAGCGGUAGUGGCCCAAUGAGUACCUAUUUGCAAACUAACUGCUUAAGUGAGCGAGAUUGCAGUGAGGUUGUUAUAGAACAAGAAAGCACUGGAAACUCUGAGUAUAGUUUGAGGCAAAGUCUUUUAAUUUUUCCUUGUCCAAAUGGAGACUAUAGAGUAUGAAGAAUAUAUUUUUACCCAAGUUAACCUAGCUAUUAAUUGAUAUGGAGUUUAUAAUGUCCUUUCUCUGCCUCCAGUCUGUUUUCUGCCUUGAUUGUAUCUUACCACAUUGGUCAAAAAUUGAAGAAGUAUUUUAAUAAUGUAGAUUAUUUUUGAUAUUAUAAGUAAAAAUAGGACUUGUUAAAGAACAUAUGCCAUGCUGAAUUGGAAACCACACUGAUAACUUUUUAAAUUUAUCAGUUUUAUUGCUUUAAACCUCUUUAGUGUGUCAUAGACUUUGAAUUUUUACUGAUAUAUAAUAUCAAAUUAGCUACUGCUUUUUAGAAAAUACUGAUUUAUUGAAUUAUAUGGAUUUUGAAUCUUAGCACCAUUAUUGUAUAUGUCUGCAUAUGAUAGGCUUAGUAGAAGGCACAUGGGCUGAAGGCUUGGUUCUCUUCUCUUGGCACUGAGAAGAGGUGACCAGAUCAUAAGCACAGUACUUUCAUCAGGGGAUUAAUAAAUGAAUGUGCUGUUAUGCUCAGUGAUAGCCAUGUCCCAUUGAAGGUUCUAUAUUGUUCCAGAACCCCCUGUCUCCCACACUCACCCACUUUUCCUGCAUGGCCAUCGUGGGCUAUGCAGUAUUGCUCUGUCACAUGCUUUCUGCCAUGUUGUUUUGCUCACAUGGGGCUGUAAAACUAUAGAUUUUAGCCAACCACUCAGAGGCUGAGACCUCAGGACUGUUUGGUUUAUCACAUGUGAUUUGUGAUAGUGAUUUAAAGUUGACUACUGCCUCGAACUCCUCAUUAUCAAGCAUUAACAAUUCUAUUUCUAACAUUAUCAGUGACCUGGUGAGGAGUCAUAUAGUAGGAAGCUUUUAUAGUUUUAUUUAUGUUUUCCUUACAGUUGUCCUAGCGACAAAUGCUUGUCAAAUUUCUAAUUCUGUGUCAAACAUUAGUGUCAUUCUUGAUGAUGGGUACUUCCCCUUGAAGCAACAGUUUCAUAGUAUUAAUUUUUGCAAAAGUAUCUGCUUCAAGCCCCCCUUCAAAUAAUCAUGACUCAUUGGUCGUUCCUUCAACUAAAAUGAAGUUUUAUGAGAAAUGUGCCUGCUUAUAAUGGAAAUAGCUACGCAGUUGCUGUUCCCUAAAACAAAGAGGCCUCCUCAGCGUUUGCUGAACUAGAUAAAGUAAGGGCUCCAGUUGUCACAAGGUGAGAAUGUUAGUAGGUGAAACCAGUAGUUUUGCUUUUGUUCAUUCACCGGCUUUAAUAAUGUCUACAGCAGCAGAGAGCAUUUUGACAUCCAUUUGUGCUGAGGCCUAAGUUUUUCGAAGGCUCUAGCAAGUCUUUCCUUGAUGCUCUGCAAGAUGAUGUCUUAGUGUAAUUGUGAUGGCAACACCCUAGGGUCCACUGAGAGCACUGUCUGAACCCCUGCUUUAAGGAAAGCAGCAAAUGAUGGUGCCUGGAUUUAUAUCCCCUUCUGCUAGUGCCAGGCUGAUUUUUAUAUACAAAUUGCAAUCACCAUUCUGAUUACAUCACGAACAAUUUUGAAAGAUUAACUCCAAAUACUUUGCUUCAACUUGCUCUGCUCCCACUUUUAAUAAACUCCCUUUCUGAUAUGUCACUGUCUGUUCUUAGUCAUUAGUGUGUUGUCAUUUCCAUGACAGAAGCGCCAAGUUGUGCACACAGUUUUCCAAGCCUACUAAAUUAAUUUUCCCUAAUCAAACACUUUUCAGAGAAUUUGGGGGGUUUUCAUUUUACUGGUAUGGUCUUCAGUUUACAAAGUGCCAGACCGUUGCCUGCUAGUUGUCUGUGCACUUUCAGGAGUGUUCUCUUUUUCAGGUCAUACCAGUCCUGUCAGGUGUCAGGAGAGUGUCAUUAUCUCUACAUGAGUAAAUGCAGGUUGAGAGUGAAGCCGGUUACAGGCCACACAGGAGGCAUGUGAGUGACAGAGGAGCUGAAGUGCUCUGUUCUCUGUUUCUAGUUUCCUGAACUGGACAGCACUUUUUCUUUCUAAAAUUUAAAAGAAAGUCCAUAUUUGCUCCACAGUCCAUGCAGCAAAAAUCUGUUCUUGUGUCCCAUCAUACCGCGCAUCCCUACACAGCCUGUUUACUUACAAAAAUACUGAGCAGUGAAGAAGCAGCAGCCACUCAAAAGGGUGUGGCGAAGGCUGUACAUUGCCCAGGAUUCUGUUAUAACCACGAGGGUUGAGACUUUUUUAACCCAAAUUAACAUCAGUCAACCCAGAUAUGAAAUGUUAGCUGCAAGAAGAAUUGCAGCAAACACCUUAAAGCCAGUUAAGGCAAAACAACGCAGGGAAGGCAGAUAUACUGAGGAAUUAAACACGUUAGGAAGGAGAGUUGACUGACUAAUGUGUAAUCAUAUGCUGGGAUUAAUAAAAGAAAAGGCUGAAACACAUGCAGCAGAUUAAUGAAAGGGGUUUUAGAGAGUUUACCAUAGCAAGGGCUGUUUGCGUAUGGUAAAAAUUAAUUAAACAUUGACAUGUUCUAUGUCACCAUAGACCUUCAUGCUCCAGAGGGUUGAAGUGAGCUUUCUAGUGUUCAUUUAAUUAGACUUUUAAACGUAUUUUUUUCUUAGCGUUUUUAGAAACAUUUUAAACUCUGAAAACUGCAUUGAAAAAUAACAAAGAUGCAUGCAGCCAUCGUUCAGCUUCAACACAUUUUAGCAUUUUGGUGUCUGCUUCUUUUUGUAAAGUCAUGAAUUAAAACAAAGAUAAUUAAAGUUCCCUGCAUACCCUUUCCCAAGGCUGUGCCUAUCAUGUGAGGAGUUAAUUGUUAAUUUACUGUCCAUUAGUGCUCAUUUUUAUAUUUUCAACAUCAACUUGAUGCUGUAAAUAUAUAUGAAUGAUAUAUAUGAAUUAUCAUAUAUAUAGAUGAAUUGUUGAUAUAUAUGAACAUUCAUGAAUCAUAAUGUUCAGUCUUAAUUUGUGAUUGUUUUCACCAUUGCUUUUGCCGUUUUCGCGACUCUGAUCCAGAUGCACAGUGUAUCUUCUGCACUGAUUCGUGUAUGUGUUCUACCCUGGCUAUUUAGGUCCCUUCCAUUAUGUCUGUAAGGAAUGAUGUCUCCCCAGUCACUCUGUUAGUUAUUUCAAAAGCACGUGGACAGCAGUUCCUUUGGGGUGAGCACCUACAGGUGGACUAAGUGGCUUCACUUUACUGAAUACAUCAAAACGUUCUCACCAAUGUCUUCAGUAUUUUAUUUACUUUACAACGUGUAGUUCACUUUCAGGUCAUCUCAACCAGCUGGGUAUUGUUGGUUGUCAGUUUUCAUCCACCUAAAUAUGCCUUUUGUAUUGUUGUUGUUUAUAUUUUUCCUCUUUCUUCUCUAAUGCUGCAGAAGCAGACAAGCUUUUUAAGUUCCUAAUGUGUUUUUCCUCUGAGAACCAUUCUUUUGUUUUACUUCCACUUUUCUGUUCAGUUGUUAAGCUGAAAAGUUGUUUCAUAGGAUGGAUAGUGGUCAUGUGAUAAUCAUUGUUUUCAUAUGAUGAUAGUGGUCAUGUGAUAAUCAUUGUUUUCAUAUGAUGGAUAGUGGUCAUGUGAUAAUCAUUGUUUUCAUAUGAUGAUAGUGGUCAUGUGAUAAUCAUUGUUUUCAUAUGAUGGAUAGUGGUCAUGUGAUAAUCAUUGUUUUCAUAUGAUGAUAGUGGUCAUGUGAUAAUCAUUAUUUUCAUAUAAUGGAUAGUGAUCAUGUAAUAAUCAUUGUUUUCAUAUGAUGGAUAGUGGUCAUGUGAUAAUCAUUGUUUUCAUAUGAUGAUAGUGGUCAUGUGAUAAUCAUUGUUUUCAUAUGAUGGAUAGUGGUCAUGUGAUAAUCAUUGUUUUUAUAUGAUGGAUAGUGGUCAUGUGAUAAUCAUUGUUUUCAUAUGAUGAUAGUGGUCAUGUGAUAAUCGUUUUCAUAUAAUGGAUAGUGAGCAUGUGAUAAUCAUUGUUUUGAAAUUAGACUAUCUGUGGCUUAUCUUACCUUUGCUCAUUUACUUUUGCUCGUGUGUGUCAUCCUAAAAAAUAAUUUCCGCAUAGCAAUGUCUUGCUUGUCUAGGCUCACUAGAUGUGCAGUAGUUUUUAUUGGUACAGGGAUUUUUCACCUGGAAAAAGCUGCAUUUUUCUAUUUUUUGCUUUCGAUAUUUAAGCCAAAUGAAUCUGGAGUUUACAUGACAUUAAGUCAAACCUCAGAUGCGCUGAGCUGUAGAAGGAGGCAGGGAGCAUGCAUUGUACUGACGUGAAGUGGGGAUUGAGUUCUACUCUCCUUUACCCACCUCUGUUCGUCCGCUGUCCAUGUCACUGCAGGUAUUUUCUCUUCCAUUUGACUGGUUACUCUAGCUGUCAGCCUCUGCUCUAGUGUCAAACCACCUUAAUAGUGGUAGUUCCAGUGUUUAAUAGGACAACACUUCACGUGCUGCACAUUGUACUAUAAAACCGUCUGGGUCACUCCAGGAUUCUUACUCUGCCUAUCAAUUUCAGAGAUGAUUUUCGGCUGAUGUGAGCCCUCCUUAUUUGUAUUUAUUUUACCUUGUAACCCUUCAAAUUUGCUGUCUCUAUGGCACAGGUUUGUAUUGUUGAAUACCGCACAACUGUGUACAGGUAAUGUUUUAUAUUUUUCCAUAAUGUGUUUACCUGUAUAUUCCUUGGCAACAUAUUUUUAUUAUAUCUGUUGUGUAUAGAUUCUUUUUUUGCUAAAAAAAAGAAAUUACUUCCAGACAUUAUUUCUGUGAUUGUCAUUGACUGAUCUUGAAAUGUGCUGCUCUUUGAAGUCUUUUCCCCUAACAUUUUGCUAUAGAUUAUACUAGAAUUUUCCUUUUGGUCUGUCAUAACAUCUAUAGAUAAGAGUACUGCUUUCAAAGUCACACAGCUUUGAUGUUAUUUAAUACUCUUAUGGUACGAGACCACAAUCUUCAGUGCAAUGUGGCUUGCAGCGGUGGAAUAGACUUCUUUAUCUUCUAUGGCACUAUGUCUGAAGUUUUAGUCAUUUUGUUACAUUUGUUUUGGUUCUGGAACAAUAUUUGGUCAUAUAUUGGUAUUGGUUAAACUUUGUGUCAACUUGUUUUACUCAGUUACCUGGUUGAACAUUCUUUUUUAUGUGUGUCAGCGAGGCUUUUCCUGGAUGAGGUGUUUGUUUGAGUUUAGACACCAAAUGACCCAUCUGAGUGUGACUAGACAUGAUCUAAUCUCUGAGGGCCUGAAAAGAGCAAAGGGAAGAGACUCUUUCCCUCUGCCAUGUAGUAGAAACAUGAGCCUUCUUCUCUCAGGAUCCUCCUAGUUCUCAGGUGUUAGAUUCUGACUAGCAUCUCCACCACAACCUCAUUCCCUCCCAGGGCUUUCGAACUACCGAAUUGCUUCACUAGAUCUCCAGCUUGCUUAUACAUAUUGUGGAAUUUACUCUAAAAUUUGUUCUAAAUCCCUACGCCAGUGUUUUUAGUCUAACUAAUAUGCAAAGCAAAAUUUAGCUUUAUGUAAGUUGUAAUACAUAUAACAUAAAUUAUGAAUAGAAGCUCACUUCUAAUGUGAAGAGGAAUUUCCCUUGUAUUCCUGUUCUGCUUUAGCCUGAUAGGAAGACAUGUGGUGCGACAGGACUGACUGGGAAGGUAUAAUAGAUAUAUACUGACAUUCUUUAGAAGGAGCCAAAACUCCAUCAUAUGCUGGAAACCAUAGUUUCUUUUUUUUUCCUUUAUUUACUUAUUUAUUUAUUUUUGUUAUUAACUUGAGUAUUUCUUAUUUACAUUUCGAAUGUUAUUCCCUUUCCCGGUUUCCGGGCAUACAUCCCCCUAAUCCCUCCCGCUCCCCUUCUUUAUGGGUGUUCCCCUCCCCAUCCUCCCCCCAUUACUGCCCUCCCCCCAACAAUUACGUUCACUCGGGGUUCAGUCUUGGCAGGACCAAGGGCUUCCCCUUCCACUGGUGCUCUUACCAUAGUUUAAGAGUUAGAUUUCAGAUUAAUUAUAUGGAAUUUCUUCCUUCUUAGGCAUUAUUGACUUGUGAGAAAAUACAUGAAAGUGUUAUUUUCACUGGCUGAAUCAGCCUCUAAUUCCUGAAGAGUAACGCAAUUGGUUAAUAUUUAUACUUUGUUUAACACCACUAAAGACUUGACCAUAAUUAGUUUUUGUUAUAAGCAGUAAAAUUUUGGUGAUAUUUAUUACAGUUGAGCAUAAUUCAAGCAGACACUGGUUUUCAACAUAGAAUAUUGAUAACUAAGGUAAAAUGUAAACAUAUUGCAAGUGAUUUCAUUAUUUUAUAAGAGAAGAUAGCUUAUGAAAUCUUAGUAGACUAUGUAAGACUAGAGUGUCUCUUAUAUAUACAAUCUAUAAUAAUUCUUGAUAGUACCUGGUUAAUUUUAGUGUUGACUCUAUUUACAACUUUGGACUGGCAAAAUUAUACCUAAAAGCAACUUAUGAUGCAUAAGGCAUUUAUCUGAAAUUUAGGGAGGGUCCUGGGCCCUACCUCUACACCUUCUAGCUAAUUAACACAAAAUACCUUAAAUAUAUUUGUGAAAGAUAUUGGGAUUUUAUUGUGGUUUGGACAGUAUUUCAGAUUAAAGUUUUUCAGUUCUCUGACACUUCAAAGUAGAGAAAUUGGAAACGGUUUGUGAUGGUUCUCAGAUGAGUAAUCAAGUAUAUACCAGUAGUUAAGUUAGGAAGUCAGCAACAUGGCAUUUUCUUCUCUUGCCAGACACUCACCAUUCCCUUCAGUAGUCUCAUGUCCACUCUGCCCCACACAUGCUAGUUGUAUUAGCUUAACAUAAAUGUCUUUAAUUUGUGUAGAUAGUUUAGGUUGUAGAGCAUUCAUAUUUUAUUAGUUUUAAAUUUUAAACAGAAUCUGGGAUUUAAAACAUUAUUCUUUUGUAUUAGAAGAGACACCUUUUCUGUUUCCAAGACAUAUUACACUUCAGUAACUGAUUUUUGUCAAUACUCGGUUUUCAUAAAUAAUUUUCAUCGUCGUUGCAACCUCAGGGAGCAACACUGACAUAUAUACAUUAGCACAUUGGCCUAACAACUAGUCUUCCUGAAAUAGUUUAUCAGAAACCACUGCGCCAGUAACUGAGAGCCCUUUGAAUCUCCUAUGCUUUGCGUAGGUUAAUAGAAGAUCUUCAGGAAGUAGAGAUUAUGCUGGGCUAAUGAAAGUGUCUCAGCUCCUGCUUGAGCAGAUGUCCUGGGACACUUCUGUGGUUCUGUUUACGACCAUACAAAGAGCAUUAAAAACAUUUCUCGGUUGCCUCUCGGUUCAGCUCUCUUUAACAUUGAACUUAUAAAAAUAUGUCGUAAGUUUGCACCUCUAUCUCUCUAUCUAUAUAACAAAUAUAUCAUCCUGUAGCAGAGGCACAGGCCUUCUUGAUUUGAACCCCAUUCUGGGAAGAUGUUUAUUUUCCUAAGAAAUGUGACAUUUAUAAGGAUUGAAUAGCUUGUAAACCUGGGCGCAGGACUUGGUCUGACGUAUAAUGUGUUCCCAGGCCUGGCUGUUUAAGAGGCAGAGCAAUGAGUUAGGGUUCAGCUUGGAACUGCGCUCUACUGUGGCAUUACUUACUAGGAUCGUAGAUAGUACACGCAAUAUCACACAAGGAUAGCAAUGAAUAACAAGAGGGAAAAGGCUUUCAUUUGCAUUUAGGAUUCAAAGUCUGUUCCCUCAAAAGUUCUUUGAGGUUUACUAUGUAUUAAAGUGCGCACAUAAACGUUGAACUCCAUCCAGCUCAAGGCAGAGCUUUAACUUCGGAAAACUGUUAUAUCCAAUUGUUUUUAUUAAAACUACAAUUUCAGAGACAUUUAGAAGAGGUGAUUGCUAAUAGCUUUUCUUCCCACUUUUGUUCACAGUGGUUUUUCUCUAGCCUUCAGUAUGAGUAUACAUGGUAUAUGAGAUCCAAUUUUAUUCUUUAUAACAGGGGAAACUUUUAAAGGGGAUAGGCUGGUGAGGUGGUACCUCACUGCAGCACAGCGAAAAUGGUAACCUGUGCACUGUGCCCUGGUUAACUCACUCCUCUUUCCUCCCUCUACAAUAGGAUCUCCCUUGAUCUCUGCUCUCUGCAGUCUGUUUUGAACACUAGGAAUGGGUUUAUUUUGUCUAAGGUAAAUGCUAUCUUUUCUGUUCUGACUGUGGAAAGUGUUGGGUGACUUCAUGUUGAUACAAUCACUAUUAGGAGUUGUAUUCCUGGUGCCUCUUAGAAGGCCCUACUUUACUGUACCUUGAAAGUUUCCAAAAGUGAUCUUUUUCUCAUUAGACUGCCAUCCUAACAUCAAAAAGAAGCUAGCUUUAGAACAAAGGCUGUCUGUAGUUGGCAGAAAAUAACAUUCCUCACCUUGAUAGCUAUUACAUGUACCCACACAAAGGAAAAUGUGAGUGUGAGUGUGAGUCUGUGUGUGUGUGUGUGUGUGUGUGUGUGUGUGUGUGUGUGAAAGAGGGGGGGAAGAGAGGGAGAGGGAGAGAGAGAAGAGAGAAAGAGAGAGAACAUAGGAGAAUAUUUUAAAUAAUAUGUUUAUGUUUUUCAGAAAAAUUAUUAUUUGAAACAGGGUCUUACUCUAUAGACCAGGGUGGUCUCAGACUCAGAGAUCCACCUGCCUCUGCCUCCCAAAUGCUGAGAUUUAAAGUAUAAGCCACCAUGCCUGGCUUACAAAGAGGAAACUUGGGGUUUCAUUUUAAAUAUUUAUACAAAGCAAGUCAUCUGCAUCCAAGUGACAAAACAGCUUUUUGUCUAUUCCUCCACUGGUCAGAUAUCCUCACUUUUCCUAUAAAAAGUUUUCAGAACAAUGAUAUGAAGCCAUAAAGUCAAGCCUUCUGAAGUUGAAUGGUUUAUUGCCUGAAAUGAUCCUCCUUUGAUUAUAUAGUUUUCGGAAAUUUGCAUUUUUAUUGCCUUAGAUGAUAGAAUUCAACGUCUCAUCAUUUGCUCAAAAGUUGUUAGAGUCUGAGAAACUAUUUUCUUAUAAAUUUCAGUUUAUUAGAAAUUACGUCCCAGAGAUUAAAUUUCAAAGCUGGUGUGGAACAUAGGUUGGUCAGAGAGAAGAGAGAAAAUACACAUGCAGUUUCCCCGUUAUUCCACAUCCGCAGGAAAAAUCUGAAACAUAUCCUUCAUGAAAGAACAUCUCAAGGAACGUGUGCCUGGGACUCCUGAGAGGAGGGUGAGAUGACAAAAUUGGUGAUGUGUGACACCGUAGUGGCAUGACAGAGAAGGUAAUUACAGUACAGCACCUGCAGUGAUAUGAAGGUGAACGGGAAUUGUCUAAGACCCAGUCAAAUGCUUUUGUGAAAGAGUGAGAGACACUGGGAAGGAGAUGUUAUUUUAGCUGCAUAUUCUGGCCACUCAUGACUUAACUGGUAUGAAUUUCAAGAGGACAAUAAAGGAGAAAUUAUAGUGAUCAAGAUAGGAAAUGAUUAAGGGAUGGGAGAAAAUUUCAGCUGAGAGGGAAUGGGAAGAUUAAGUAAGGAGUCUAACAAGCUGCCUGACAAGUUGAUGAGCACAUUUACAGAAGAGAAAUGCAGAAGGAACAAAAGACUGACUUCAACAAUCCUGAGCCAGUGCCAGGUUUCUAUUCGGAAGGAUGAAAGUCGAAUUUGAGCCAUGGAGGUUCUAAAGAAAGGUGAGAAGGAGUGUUUUGCCAUGGUUUCCUUCUGAGGCAUCACUGAAUAUUGACAGACGUUUCUCCUUUGUGUAUCUAUUUGCAAAGGGUUCAGUGCUUUGUUUUGUAAUCUUUCUUUACUGUUGAAGAAAAUGAGAAGAAAAUGGAGGGAAGGAAGAAUGCGUGUUACUUGGAAGUUAGACUAGAGUGCUUCAGUGUUUUGCCUAUUGUGUGCAGUAAAUGUAUCUCUCAAACACAAGGGCCAUCUCAUGAGUUCUAAGUAGUACUGAGUAGUUCUAAGUAGUAGGCAGACUGACCACGCCAGGGAUGCAGUGGCAGGGUUUGAAGGCUGAAAUCCAAGUCUAGUUCUGUGGUUUACCAGCUUGCUAAUUUAGAUUAAGACACUGAGCUUUGGGUAGAAGAACACACGAGGGCAUCUCCAGGAAGUGUGACACAAGAAAUGAACCUUUCUUUCCCACUGAUAGAUAUACAUGUUCCGAGGGGAGACAUCUACACCACUUUGCACUAACUGUGAGCAUGACCACCAUGGCGAUCCAAGACUGCAGCAAAGUGAUGCCUAAGCGUCCAAGCAAGUUAGUACCAAGCUGACAGCGGUGCUCGGCCUGUCGGAAUGCGAGAAGCCUGGUUUAGCAGAAUUUCUACUUGUUUCUCCUUUUGUUUGUGCUUCUAAGGGGAAGAAUGCAAUUUGUAUUUUUCAGUGAUGUCUCCACCUAACGCAUAUAAAUAAUCCAUCCCCCACAACCCUCCUUGAGCAGGCACUACUCACAAAAUAUGUUUCUGCUCCUGUGGAUAUGACUCAGAUAUAUAGUGAGUAAAGGACAGUGUGCCUGCUACUAACUGGAUUUUAAGUGUUGGACAGUACAGGGGCCAUACAAUACUCUCUAAUUUAAUUUAGCGAGAUUGAAAACCUUACUUACACAUUUGGGGAAAUUAUUGCUCAAUCAGGUUAAGUAAUGCACAGGAAUCAUAAAAAGGGAAGUACUACUGGUUUCUUUUUGUUUUUUAUUAAUUAUUUAUUUACAUCUCAAAUGUUGUCUGCCUUCCUGGUCCUCCUCCAUGAGUCCCCCACCCCAUCCCCUCUCGCCUUCGCCUGUAAGAGGGUGCACAGCCACCUACCCACCCAAUGCCACCUCACUUCUAUCAUCCCCCUUCUCUGGGGUUUCAAGCCUCCACAGGACCAAGCGCGUGAGGCCAGACAAGGUAGUCCUCUGCUACAUAUGUAAUGGGGACCACAGACCAGCCCAUGUAUGCCCUUUGGUUGGUGGUUUAGUCUAUGGAAACUGUGAGGGCCUGGUUAGUUGAUAUGGUUGUUCUUCCUGUAGAGUCGCCAUCCCCUUCUGCUCCUUCAGUCCUUCCCCUGUCUCUUCCAUAGGGGUUCCUGAGCUCAGUCCAAUUGUUGGCUGUGAUUAUCUGCAUCUUUAUCAGUCAGGUGCUGGUAGAGACCCUCAGAGGACAGCCAUGCUAUGCUUCUGUCUGCCAGCACAACAUGGCAUCAGCAAUAGUGUCUGGGUUCAGUGCCUGCCUGUGCAUGGGAUAGAUGCCAAGUUGGGGCAGUCUCUGGAUGGCCUUUCUUUCAGUCUCUGCUCCAUUUUCAUCCCUGCAUUUCCUUUUGACAAGAACAAUUCUAGGUCAAAAAUUGUGGGAUGGGUGGGUGGCCCCAUCCCUCAACUGGGUGCCAGGUCUAUCUACUGGAGGUGGUCUCCUCAGGUUCCUUUCCCCCUCUGUUGGACAUUUUGGCUAAGGUCAUCCCUGUUGGGUCCUGGGAUCCUCUCAUAUUCUUGAUGUCUGGGGCUUUAUGGAGUUACCCCUCCCAUUUCCCAUCCCACACUGCUGCAUAUUUCUAUUCAUUCUCCUGGUCCUCUGGGCUUCUCUCCUUUUUCCCCCCAUACCUGACCUUGCCCUCAUUUUUCUCUCCCUGUCCUCUCUCCCACCCAGUUCCUUAUCUCCCUCCCAUGAUUCUUUUGUUCCUCCUAAAUGGGACUGAAGCAUCCACAGUUGGGCCUUCCUUCUUGUUAAGUUUCAUAUGGUUGUGAGUUGUAUCACAGGCAUUCUGAACUUUUUGGCUAAUAUCCACUUAUCAGUGAGUACCAUGGAUGUCCUUUGGGGUCUGGGUUACCUCACAGAGGGUGAUAUUUUCUAGUUCCAUGCAUUUGCCUGCAAAACUCAUGAUGUCUCUGUCUUUAAUAGCAGAGUAGUACUCCAUUAUACUGCUUUCAUUUUAUUUUUAGUGAGUUCUUACACAAUGCACCUAGUCCCAUGUUUCCUACGGAGUUUCUAAAUUACCAACCAAACCAAAUACCUUGGGAGUAGAUUGUGGAUAUUCAAUAGAGAAAGGUGAUGACAGUUUAAAAAAUUCUUUCUCCAAAAUAAAAUUAUUCCCUACUGCUUGAAACCUAAGAAGUGCUUAAUAAACACUAUUGUCAGGGGCCAUCAGACUGAUCAACACUUUACUAGAAUCACCGCCCAUUUCCCACUUCAUGCCAGCUUGUAUAUAAAGCGAGAAGAAAAUAUGGGGAGAAAGGUGAUCCAACAGCCACAGCGUAUUUACCCGAGGGAUGUCUAAGUGACUUAGGUGGUCUACUGUAUGUGCCCUUGGAUAUUAACCCAGUCGGGAUAGAACUAUGUUCAAAGCACUUAGACUAGUUUCCUCUAGGAUUUUAGUGGCUCCCUGAAAGAAAUGUCUAUAAGAGGACAACUGCUUUGCCUAAAAAUGGAGUUUUCAGGUUGCUGGAAGUAAAGGUUUGGGACCUGUAUUUAUUUUCAUUCAAACUUUGAUGUUGGCCCGAGGCUUUCAGGUUAUCUCAUGCUCUUCUUAGAGAGCAGUGGAGUGUGACUUCUACCACCCGCAGCCCGCAGCUCACACACUUGCCUGCAGCUCCAGCUGCAGGGGAUGUGAUGCCCUUUUCUCACACAAUUUGCACAUAAUAAAAACCUGAAAGUGUAUGUAUAAAAGCCUUGUGAUGUCUCUUCACAUACUGUUUUCCUUCAUGACAGUGGUCUCUUUCCCCCUUUGAUACUAGGACUUGUAUCCCAGAGGCCUAUACAGGCUAAGCACAUACUCCACCACUGACUUCUACCGCACUUCCCUCACAGUGCCUUUCAACUUUCGACUUAGUCUGUGUACUUUUGACUUUUUCGUUUGUUUGUCUAAAUAUCUUCUAUUUUAUAGUGUUUUUCAGAAAGCCCAGGUUUAAAAAAAUCUAAAGUGAGAAGAAGUUGAAGAAUUCACUUCACCUUAAAAAUAUGAUUUCUAGUUUCCCCUUCGGAAAUGUUUGUCCAUAGGUUUUUGACUAGUCAGAAGUCAUUUUUAGCCUUGGGCCAUGAGUUGGCUGUUAAUGGAAUGCCUGUGGUGAUUGUAUUCACAGAUAAUUAUGCCCAGUUUUCAGAUGAGUUGAAAGGAGUGAAUAUGUUCCAAUACAGCCAUGGCAGACAUCAAAGUUUCUCUUGGUUUCUCUUUCCUCUUCUGGUCUGUUCCAUUCCAACCCUGGCUCUCAGGAGCCCAGCAACUGGGAGUGCAUCGUUUUGCACACCUCUAUACAGCCAUUUUAGAAGGUAUUUGUAGAUCAGAAACACACAUCAAACAAACUAGUUCAGCUAAGCACCUUAAAGCACAGAAUUGGGGAGUGUGGAGGACUUGGAAAAGGGACCGGGUGCCCCAGUCCCAGUGCCACUGCCAUUCUUCCCAGUGACCCUUCUUUGUUUCUCAGCUAUGCUCCCCUGUGCAUUUUUCCCUCCUACAUGUGCACAUUCUGAAUAAAGACAGUGACCUUCUCCCAGUGAAUAUUUAUAAAAUCUCAAGGGGGAUAAAGUCCAUUGACUUUCAUCCUCCAGCCCAUAUUUGGAGCAGUCACUGUGGACAGAGGCUCAAGGAUCUUUAUUUGGCUCUGUCCUCAGCAGAUUUGAGUGUAGAGACAGAAAAUCUUUCAGUACACAUGAAGUCAGAGGGUAGUGCCCCUAAGAAUUCUGCAGGAAGGAUGCAGGAUCUUGGGCAAUAACCAGGGCCAAAGGGAUGAAGGGUAUAGGAUGAGGGCAGGACCAUCCUGUUCAGCUUCUCCUGGCCUCCUCCUUCACUUUUAGCCUUGUUCUCAUUUCUCAAACCAGUCUCCACCCAGAGUACUAGUUUUAUUUUAUUAUAGUUGAGCCAUUAGCAUAAUUUUGUUUGCCUUCAUGUUUAUUAAACUUUUGUAUUUUUAUGUUGGCAGAAACAACACAAUUAAACAAAAGCUGCUUACUUUCUAAAGGAAAAUUUAUGCCAUAUCAUUUUACGAAGUGGAAUUAACUUCCUGGUGCCGAGUUCUCAAAGUCAUCACUGUAAUGUUUCGGUGAGGGAGGAAGUGGGGGACUGGGAAUGAAAAUGAAUGUGAAAUGAGUGUGGUCAGGCAGAUGGAGAUAAAAACCUGAGGAUGCAAACGGUUUGGGUCAUUGUUAGUUGUGGUUUCCAUUGCUGUAAAAAAGACACCAGGCCUGUGGCAGCUCUUAUAAAGGAAAAACAUUUAACUGGGGCUGACUCACAGUUCAGGAGUUCAGUCCAUUCUCACCAUGGCAGGAAGCAUGGUGACAUGCAGGCAGGCAUGGUCCUGGAGAGGAGCUGCGAGUUCUAUAUCCCACUCUGCAGACAGCAGGAAGAGAGAGCCACUGGAUCUGGCUCCAAUCUGGGCAUUUGGAACUCUAAAGCCCACCCCCAGUGAUACAGUCCCUCCUACAAGACCACACCUGCUCCAACAGAAGUACACCUAAGCAUUUAAAUGUGAGUCUAUGGGGCCAUUUUUAUUCAAACCACCAUCAUCUCUUUAUCGUUAGCCUAUGUUGGUUCAUAAUGUGGAAUGGAGGAGAGCAAGAUUUACCAGGGUUUCAGUGUUCUUCUUCUUCUUCUUUUGACUUUUUAUUAGUUCUUUAUGAAUUUCAUAGCAUGCACCCUAAGCUCACUCAUCUCCCCUCCUACCCACACUCCACCCACCCUUUUAGUUCCCUCCCCAAAGGGAGAAAAUCCAUUGUGAAAGCUGUAGUGUGUCACACAGUGUGUCUCAGAGUUUAACCUUUUGUCCACAUUUCUUUGCUUGGAAUGUUCAUUGCAAUGAGUCCUUGGUCUCUUAUGAAGCCUCUGCUACACUAGCAAUACUGCAACCUCCUGGGACUCCUCUUAGAUAUUCUGGUGAUGCCCUGUGUAAUGGAGAGCCUACAGUUUUCUAUUAGUAGAAUUUGGCCUUUUACCCAUUCCAAUAAUUCAUCAAUGGGGUAGAUAUUGGGGCAGGCAUAUCUGAAAGCUCUGGAUCUGGACCUCAGAGGUAUCUAAGCUUUGUAAGCCUGCCAGCUCUCCCACAUUCACAGCACACGGGCAAGGUCUCCUGCCCUCCCCCAGCUCAUCCCCACCCACACCACAAGGACUAGCACUACUGUGCUGGUCUGCUCUCCUGAGUACUGCAGCAGUCAAGGGGCUUGGGAAAUUCUCCUGCUCUCACGUCCUUGGGGGUGGUUCAUCCACGACCCCCAUGACCAGGGCUAGUUCUACGUGCUAGCUAGUUCAGGAGCAGGGACCACUUUCCUGAGAGGUGCACUUGACGAGGGACAGUUCUCCCACUAACAUAACCCUGGUGGUGAAGGACAAGGGAGGGGAGAAGAACAUCUCUCUUUCACUGAAGCACUGCACAGCAGACAAGAGGCAGGGCCAACUCACACUCAUCUGUGCCACAGCUACCAAGGUCAGCUCUCCUGUGCUGCCCAGGUGAGGUACAGAGCCAACUGUUCUGCUUUCAUAACCCUGGCAGGUGUUAAGGGCAAAGUGGAAGGGAGUGUAUCACUCACUCACACCAGCACGGAUACCACAAUGGAGCAGAACAGAAGCAGGAUCUGCUGUCCUGUUAUACCUGCAGCUCAUUACACAACCCGCUAUACAGGGUUAUCUAUACUAAGGUGCAGGGCCAGCUCUCCCGAAUACUACAGCCGGUCAGAGGCAGGGACAACUCUCUUGCCUGCUGUAGGUGCCAAGGGGCAAGGGUUGGGGAGGGCACCUCUCCCUUGCCCACACAGCCACAUGGUCGACAAGUUGUAGGGCCAACUCUCCCACACUCAUAUCUUCGGGACCUGCUCACCUGCGCCCCAUCAUCAGGGUCAGCUCUGCUGUGCUACCCAGGAUCAUUGAAGGGCCCAUUCUCCCGAGUGCUGCAGCUGGGGAGGGGCAGGGCCAGCUCUCUUGCUCUCAUGACCCUAAGGUACCUGCAGCAGGUGAUGAGUGGUAAGCAGGGAGGAGACUAUUUCUCUCUUGUCUAUGCUACCGCACCAGAGACAAGUGAAAGGACCAGGUCUUUGACACAGGGAUGGCUUACCUCAAAACUCCUGCAAUGUGUGGGAUCACUCUUUCACAUACUGUUGCUGUCUAGGGGUGGGAUCCUCUCUUUUACUCACACUCCCCAGGGCCAGCUCUUCAUGAUCCCCAGGAUAGGGGUGGGCAGUUCUGCGUAGCCCUCACACAUCAAUAUUCCCCUAGAUUGCAGCCCAAACCAAGGACAUCUGCCUGGACUUGGGUGGCAACAGCCCCUGCAGCUGCAGGGCCAUAGACCCAGACAUGGCCCCCAGUGGCAGCAUACACCAGGACUGCAUCAUGAUCCCAAGUGGCAUCAUCAGCUACUCACGUCAAGUUGUUCCUCACUACCCUUGUUUUGCCUCUCUUCAUUCUGCCCAUAUCCUUCUGUUUCUCUUUCUCUUCAAUUUCUCCACCACUUACUUGUUCCUUCUAGUAACCCCAGGGUGUCAGGGUGUCUGGGUGUCUGCGCUCUCUUAGGAGUGGUUUCAGGAGUGCUAUGCCUCACCCAUGAAUGAUAGCACCAUGCAGGGGUCAUUUUGGGCAUGGUCUUACCGCCUAAGCCUGCACAGCACUGGACUGUUGGUCAUUUGAAGCCAACUCCCUAUGCGGGCCCCAUGGAGCCAGACUGGUAGUCUUCUUGGAGUUGCCCCUUCAAGGCCCCCAUGUGAGGCCUUCUGCCUUAGAGUAAAUCCUGCCGGGGUCCCUCAAUCCCAGGUAGGUUUGUUUCACCUCUGUCUCUCUCCUCCACGAGGGCCUGUGAGGCUGUGCUGGACCAGUGGUCUUUUAGGCUUGCUUUCUUCAGGGACUGUCAGGUCAGGAGUGUGAGAUCAAUCAGAUGCUCACAGGUCAGAACACUGAGUGUAGACACAGCCUCUCUCCUCUCUGCUACCUCUUGGUGCACAUGUGACACGGCAGCCACGCCUUCGAUUCGCCUAGGGCAGGGGUUCCAGUUUUCCUAAUCUCAUGGUUUGAACAUUCUACUUCUAUCUGUACAAGUUCUCGCCAUGUUUUAUGCCUUCUACUUAUUAAACAUGUCUUUGCAGCCCUCUCUCUGUGGGAUUGACCUAGACCCACUGCUGACGUUGUUUUCUCUCCCCACUCCUGAUUUGACUUCUGCUUGCUCAUUUUAUAUCCAUGUACUCUUCCUGACUCCUCUCUCUAUUUUCCUUUUUCACCUCCUUUUCUCCACCCCACCCCCCAAGCCCACCCCAUGGAUUGUUCUGCUAACAAUGUGCUAAACGUUUUUCAACCUGUAUUCAUCCACACCCCUACCCCUGAUCUCAUCAUCUUCGUUUUCAGCUUUCCUUUUUUAGCCUCUUCUGGUUUUAGUUUUAUUUUAUGUUUGCUGCAGAUGCAGUCGCUCCAUCUCACGGAUGCCUCAUAGAACUUCUGUUCGGUUUCACUUGUUGUGGCUUGACCUCAUUUACUUAGGAGUAAAGCCUCAAAGUAACCAUGUUUCCUUUGCUGUUUCCCUCUUCUAAUCUUUAUCCACCUUGCUGGCAGGAUGGGACCUGGAGCUUCAGAACCUUUAGUCAUUGGCUUUUCCUGAUACACAUCAGGUUCAUCUGUGCCCGUUCUCUUGUGUUUACACGUCAGCUUUUGAGGUGGAUCCAGGUCACAUCAGAAAAUAUACCAAAGGAGUUAUUUUGUAGUUAAAAUCCUGCUGUAUAUUGUUAAUCAGGUGGACAUGCUCUUUAGAGUCUCAUUUAACCAGCUGUGUGUUUGAAGAAGACAUUUGCUCUUACGGGCUGAAUUAGCCAUGUUCUAGCAGGGGAGGAGGGCAUCUUAUCUCCAGACAAGUGGUAAUUAUUUACCUAGCUAAGCAAUUUUGUUGACUGAAUAUAUCUAAACGUUUGGCAUCGAGGCUAAGAAAUACUUUAGGCUUUGUUUAUGUGUGAAUAAAUUGAAAAUUAAUACGCAUUUUGCCACUUUUAUUAGUGGAAACCACACAUUCAUUUUUAAAUAUAAGUUCAAUUAAUGAAAAUUACUUUCAAAUUUCUGAAGAAAUAAAUAAAUUGUGCUUUUUUUGUUUCAUCACUACACUGUCAUAAAUGGUCUUAAACUAUAAACAUGGAGCCAGCACCCAUGGAAGUAAUGUAAUGAAUGUUUCAAGCCUUCGUACAUAAGCUGCCUCCCAGGAUAAUUAGAUGAUUAUAAUGGUGCUUGCUUUGAGAUAGCUAAUUAAAAAAAUCUAUUGCUCGUAAGUCUAAUUAUUUGAGUAAUGAUAACAUAUUAGCAACUGGGAAGCUUCAGCUAUAGCCAGCCUCAUUGAAGAAAAAGGAGUAAAUAUGUUAAUGACAUUUUUUUUACAAAGACCCAAAGGAUGGCACUAGAGUGCUUUUCAUUUUCUUCUGUGUUCUGUGUUCAGUUCCCUUUCAUGUGAACUGUGAACCACUCACUUGUGUAUCAUUCAUCCAGCUCCACUCUCACUUGUUUAGAGACCUCUCCCUUUGGCAGAAGGGAGCUAAUUUUCUAGCACUUCUCCACCCUUUGUGGGCCUCUGAAAGAAGGCUUACCUAAUUAGUCUUCAUAGCUUUAACAAACAUUUCAUAACCUGCCAGGAAAAUGUCAGUUCUCUGGGCCAGAGCAUAAUCAAAUGAGUAAGUAUCAGAGUAGUUAUUAAUUAAGGGCUGGCUUUGAUUUUAGAAUUCCAACCAAUACUAAGCUCUGCAUGUGAGAGACAAAAAUCCUUCUUGCUUCAUCAUUACCUUAUUAAAAUAUCAAAUAUGAUGGUAGCAGUGAAAUGUUUACCUUCUCUCCUCUUCUUAGAGACUCUUGUUCUAAUCCCAGCACAUUUGAUGAGGUCACAGAAGAUGUUUUGCUCUGAGUCUUUGAGUCAUACAGACAAUGUGAAACCCUACAAUGGAUUCUGAAGCCAUCGUUUCUUUAUAAGGGGGUGGAGUAUGUAACAGUUAGGUCGUGGAGACCAGUGCUUGUUUGUUAAGGAUUCUUCUGACCUGGGGCAACAGGUAGAGUGCAAAUGGUUGCUUUAAACUGUGCAAGCCAUAUUUGGAAUACGUGGCAAUCAUCAAGUCAGUAUAUCAAUGUCAAGCAUUUAGUGAGCUCUUUCUUUGUUACAGAAACAGUAUGGAGUGCCCUGUGUCCAUUGCUUCAAUUCUUGUGAGCCUUUGAUGUCCGUUAGUCACCAUGAGUAAACCGACCCAUAUAGACUACCUUGGUAGAGACUGGGCUGAGCUAUGUAAUUGUGUCAGGCCAGGAUCAUAGUCAGAAUUGCUUUCCUCUCACACUCAGGAUCCCCUCUAAGUAUUGGUGAUGAGACUCUCAGUUCAGUUCCACCCAGAGCAGGGAUUGUCUCACUGUGUGCUUCCGAUGGCCCAUCCUAAGUAAGGAGGCUCGGUCUGCGGAGUCGGGGUGGGGGCUAUGCAGAGAGAUUUGCAUUAUGUAACCUCUCCCAAAGAAGAGAGUUGUAGCCCCAGUGUUAAACCUUUGGAUCUUAAAAAAAUUACAAAGUUUUUCUUGAACAAAAAUUACAUUUUAUACAACUUAAGAAUGGUUGUGUUGGGCUGGAGAGAUGGCUCAGCUGUUAAAGGCUAGGCUCAUAACCAAAAAUAUAAGAGUGGUUGUGUUGAAAUUACUGAUAUUUUAUUUUAUUUUAUUUUAUUUUAUGUACUCAUUUGCAGCAUUUGCUUGGUGUGCUCAUCUGGAUCCCAAAAAUAACAACACCUAAGGAAAAAUAAUCUCUCUCAGUGAGCCUCAUUGUUUGUCAUGCUUUUUAUUCUGUUCCGUUUUAUGGUUUUCUUGCUUAAGAGAUGAGAGUGAGCUAUAUUCUCACUUUAAAAACCUCAGAUCAGAGUCAACUUACUGGGUCAGUAUACCCCAAAAGGGGUGUAAAUGCACUUUGGAUGCUGACUUUGUGGAACUAAUAAUAAGGCGGUAAAAUUGCCUGCCUUUCAGUGGCUUUGAUCUGCAAAGCUAAGUGGGGCAGCAAAGAGGAAUAUUAAAAUAAGCACACCGCCGUUUUCUCAGGGUGGACACAGAGGAGGCAGGCUUCACUUGUAGCAUGCAGCAUCUGCUCUUACAAGAAGGAUGCACCAAAAUACCUUUGCUGUUCACUCACAGUGAGCUGAGGCCUGGAGGAAUGUGUACCCUUAUCCUCCCCCUCCCCCAAAUCCGUGGUUGUGUAAGAAUAAGAUGUUUGUAGAUUUAAAGCAAGUGGGUGUGCCUUUGGGAAGGUGCACUGUGUACUGUCUCAAGUUGGGCUGUACAAGAAGGCCUGGCAUGGAGUUAGUGGACUAGCACAGGAAGUUGAGGCCUCCUGUCAUUUUCACCAUGCUGGUUCUGUAAUAUGGCUUGACUUUGCCCCAGCUGGUCUCUUUCCACUGUGAAUCAAAUAAGCCCUCUUUCCACAACUUCAGCUUCUUCUGGGGCCUCUUCUGUGCAAUUGCGUAGGACUAUACGCAGGAGGACUACACUCAGUAGGACUACACUCAGUAGGACUACACUCAGCACCAGAGCAACAGUAGCAGAGACCGGAAAUGAGACUGCCUACGGUCUCCGAUUUGAUUUUCUUUCACCUGUGUAAAACUCCUAUGCUUUUUGUGACUUACUACUUAAUGUCUGCAUGUGGGCAUGUGUGCGUAUGUUUGUUUGCAUGUGUUCUUGUGCGUAUGUGUGCCUGUGUGUGUGUAUAUGCACGCACGUGAGUGGUCACAUGUGCACAAGUGCACUUGUGUGUGUAUGUGUGUGAGUGUGUGCUUGAAAUGGCUAGUUUUCAAGUUUUCUUGUAAAUCAAAUUAAAACUAGUGGGUGACCUGUGGGUGACUGGUUAGACUUUGGCCUAUAAUAGCCCAGAGUCUGCAGCAGGCCCCACCUCCCACCUGCUAGGAGCUGUUAGCUUGGCUCUGAAACAACUCCAUAGAACACAUAUGGGUGUGGCAAAGUGGAUAUGGCAAAUAAAGCAUCCCUGCAGGGAACAGUAGUCACACAAGUGAACAAGCACACUUUGAAGGGCAAGACUCGUGUGAUACACGCCAUGGUCUGAAUGUGUCCUCCAGUUACACGUUGAAACCUAAUUGCUGGUGAAUGGUGUUAAGCAGAGACUGACGUCCGGUCUGACUGGAGACUACAUGAAUGAGAUUAAUGGCCUCCAAAAUAGAGUGGCCUGGGCUUUGUUGGAGCCUUCAGCCUUUCGCAGGUUUCCCCUUUCUUAUUUUAACUUUCUUCACCUCCAACCUCCUUCUUGCACUUCAGGGUAGAGCAGGAAGCAUCUUACCAGGCAUCACAUGACUACACCUCAGUGUCAGACCUAGAGCCCCUACCAGGAUGAGAGAUGUUUUAGUUAUCUUCCCAGCACUGGUGUUUUUAAUUAUAGAAGUGGGAACAAACUAAGACAAUGGAUAAGGUCUGAUUUACUUCUGAAAAUAUUUCACUCUUUCUACAGUAUAAUCAUACCCUAGUCAGAUCUCCAAGUCUGCCUACAAUAAUGUUAAAAUGAAAACCAAGACAAGGAAAGGCUUUAUUUUUUUUUUUUUAAGCGCGGACAUGGAUACUUAGUUAUUUUAGUUCAAAUGGUUUGAAAAUUUUCUUUGUGUCUCUGUCUCUCUCCGUCUCUCUGUCUCUGUCUCUGUCUCUCUCUGAGUGUGUGUGUGUGCGCUCAUGUGUGUGUGCUUGUAUGUGCAUGUGUGUGCGUGCGCACACAUGAGCUCACACAUGCCAGGUGUGUGUAUGUUUGAGUGUGUGCACGUGUAUGGCUGUGUAUAUGUACAUGUACAUGUGUGUCCAUUUUGUAUUAGGAGGCCAAAGGACAAGGGUGAAUGGGUGUCAUUUCUGGCAAUGUAAAAAUAAUAUUAUUUUAAGUUUAUUUUCUGUGUAUGGGUACUUUGACUGUAUAUGUCUGUGUACCAUGUGUGUGGACUGUCUACUGAGCAGUCUGGUAUACCCUGGGAGUGGAAUUACAGAUAUUUUGAGGGAUAAAUAGGUGGUGGGAAUUGGACAAGCAUCCUCUGGAAACCCAGCCACACAGCCUUUUUUUUGUAAUUUGGAUUCUGGAGGUCAAUCUGAGGUCCUCAUGUUUCAAGGCAGGCACUUUACUGACUGAGCUGGCUUCCCAGACUUAGGCAUGGUCAUUUUUAAUGCUUUUUUUUCCUUUGUUCCCUUCCUCCCUCCCUCCUUUCUUUUGGUAAGGGUGUGUAGAAAGUUUAUAAUGAGAGGACAUUUAAAAGUCAAUGCUCCUGAAGCUUUGUUCAUUCUUACAGCGUUGCACCUCAGCAGACUGCCCAGCGAAAGUGUGGGCAACACGCACACAGCCACACCAGCGUGGGAGGACCCUCAGUACUCAUCCACAGAGACUUGGAAAAAACUGGAGUGGUCUAACAGGCUUUUUAAAAAUUAAAACUGCUUUCUCAACAAGCCAUUAGGGCGUUUACUCAGAAGCUCCACUGAAGGCUUCUGUCCUCAUGCACUCGGGUUUUAUAGGGACCACUUAAUAGCGCUGUGGUUAUUUGCUUUUAUGGCCCCUCUUCUGUUUCGAGAGGAUUUCUUCAAAGAUGGAAACCUUGCUUUAAUCUUGUGCUUUUCUUCCUUGCCUUGUUCCUGGCCCACAGAGGUACUCAGAAGUCUUCUGUUUAAUAAAUAUCUGGUUCCUUUUAUAUGCCCCCCUCUCUUUUUUCUCAUGUGGCUUUUGUUUGCUUAGUUUCUUAUUUUAAAUUUUUUUUUAACAUUUUAUUUUUUUCUCUUUCAGGGCACUAAAUCAGGUGUCUUUCUGGAAGGCAGUAGUCAUCACAUAGUAAUUUAGUGUGAGAAAAAAAUAGAACCAAUUUAAAUUACUUCUUUAUUGUACCAAGAUAUUCAACAUGUAUAUUUUUUUAUUAUUUCUGCAAUUAAAUUACAAAUGUCUCUGAAUAUUCUGAUACAUAUUCCAUAAAACAAUUAAGCGUGAUGUGCUAUUUUUUUACAUUCUUUUAGCAACCAGGCCUAUGGAAGACAUUAAAAUCAUAUAAGAUAAUUUCAUUUAGAAGGAAAAUAACAUCAGUUUAUAUAAUUCUGACUUAAUUUGUUUUUUUCCUGAAGUGGUUGUAGCAAUUAAUCCUGGGGUUAUGGAGAUCUGAAUGUAACAUUUUCUGCUUUGAUCCUUAGUUAUUUAAAUCCUCCAAAUGCUAUAGUCUUAAUCCUUAAUAUGGGAAGAGUGAAAUGUACAGUUCGGGCUGAAGGCUAAGUGACUUCUCUGAAAGUAACAUGGUCAGCUCUGAAAAUCCCUCAAGCAUGUAGCUGUUGGUCCAAAUUCAGUCUUUAGAAGCUAAACAAUGACAAUAAUGUGGAUUACUUUCAAUAUGUAGAUGUAUAGAAAUUUCAUCAUCCUAAUACUUUCAUAGUAUUAUAUACAAGUUUUAGGUAUUUCUAGAUACUACAUCAUCAAAUAAGUAUAAUUGAAUAUACAACACGCAUAAAAGUGAAAAGGAAUACUGUAUUAUGAUCAAAGAGGUUUUGGGGGUAUGCUGCAGUACAGAAGAGAUUAUAGUCUCCAUGGUUUACUACAAACUAAAAAAAACCCUAAGAUUAUUGUUUUAUGCCUUAAGGUUCAUAUCGUAAUUUAUUUUUAUCAGAAGGGAAUUGCAACUUGCAUUUUAAAGGUAGAUGCCUCUCCAGAGGCAUUUGCAUCAGUGAGCACCAAGGGCUUUGAAAGUAUUUUCAAAGCUACUCACAGCAGGAUUUGUCUCAAGUCACUGAAAAAAAUUCUUGAACAGGACAUGAUAAUUCCUCAUCCACUAGAGAAAUGGUAUUAUUUUAGAACAGUGUUUUAAAAUGCAGAUCCUAUAAAAGGUGAUAGAUGGUUUUUUUCAAGUGAGAUUUAUUUUCUUUCUGAGUGUGGUUUGUGCUGCUUCAACUUUAAGAGCAUGACUGAUCUGUGAGUCUGGGCCACUCAGCAGUUCCAGAGUGAGGUCUUUUGUACUUUUAAAGCAGCCAUUUUAAACCUCCUCCUGCCUAAGGUCAUACAAGGGCAACUGUCAUAAUGGUCUCAGGACCUGGAGACCAUUCCCGGGAGUGUACUAGUAGGUUUCAGUGGUUUUUCUUAAAUGUUUUGCGAUUCCUUUUGUCGUGUUAGAUUGCUUUCCCACUGACUAUACUGCACACUUGUUUUAAAAUUGUUCUUUGUAUCAAACCUAUAUUUCUCAGUUUUUGAAAUGUAAGGUAGAGAACCAGAGCAAAAUAUUUUACCAACCAUCUGCCUAAGACACAGGCAGGCUAAAUGGCACUAUGAGUCUAAUUCCUUUAGUUUAUUUGUUCCACUAGAUUUAAUUAAAAUGGUUUCUUUUGUAUAUAAUCCUGCCUACUCUUUCCCAAACAUUCUAUCUUUACAAAAGAAAAGCAAAACAUUUACUUUGUAUUUUGUGUCUUUUAUUUAAAUAAUACUUUCCCUGAAUAAUUGUAUUCUUCGUGUUUUUUUUUUUUUUACAUUUUUUUUUCAAACUGCCUCUGGCUUUUCUAAUGCAUUGUGUAUUUUUCUUGUUUAUUGGUCCCCACCUUUUAUGGUAUAAUAGAGCUCCCACAAGAGCAGUACUCACAUCUGUUUGGUUUAUGGUGGUUCCAAGUGCCUUCAAGAGUGGCUGAGACUUACUCUGUGUUUCAUAAAUAUUCACUGGAUGAAUAAGGUAAAGUAAAACAAAAUGACUUGUUUAGCGAUAUUAUACUUUCUGUGGAAUCAUUUCUUUCAAGAACCAAUUUAUCUCAAAUGGAAUCUAUGCUCUUUUGCAUGCCAGGCCUUUCAUAUUUCUGAUAUUAGCAUCUGAAUGGCCAGUCUUAGCUUAGAAGGAUUUAACUUUUAGUUUUGCUUUCCAAGGUGACAAAUAGACUGCUUGUGGAGGCCAGACUCCACCCCUAUAAAUAUCUGUAUUUACAGUUUGAGCUGAGAGACUACCAUUUUCAUGUCUGGACUGCCCUCACCUUCCCAAUAUGGUGGACACCUGAGGAUUUUUUUUUCUUUGCUUGCUUGGUUUUAUCCUCCAUUUCCAAAAUGGAUUUCAGGAGACUAUCUUUCACAACAUACCAUGCACACUUAUCUCUGUUUCUACUCUACUAAUCAGUUAGUAUUGGGUCAACCCGAGUUCAUAGAGUAGAAUCGCUUAUUAUCCCCCUUAUCCCAUUCCUAAUGAGAAGUAGUCCAUUUCCCCAAACUCCCUUCUUACUCAGGUAAUGUUUCCUUUUGAUGUUACAUUUUAGCACUGUUUCAGCCAGUCUCUGUGAAGAGUCAGUUCUACAUAUCCUCUUUACUGUAGAUCAUUAGAGUACAGCAACCUAGAACAAAGUGGAGGCACUUGAAUCGCUGGCUGGGUGCACGAGAGAAACUGACAGCGAGGACACUCAUCUUUGGCCUGUUGGGCUUAUGUGGAGUAGAUCAGCUUAAAUGAUCGGCCUCCACAAGAGAAAGGAAGAUAUACUUCUGUAGCACUGAGUUCCACCAAAUGGGAAGCUGUGAGUGCAGGGCAAGUGUAGUUAUUUUUGAUUCUUGACACUCGUCAUAGACUUUGUUAAGGUAGACUCUGGGGACAACACUUCAGUUAAAGCCCCAUUCACUACACAUUGGCUGUCUAUCAAUGGGCUUUAUAGACACUGAUUUUUCUGCCAACAGUAGGAAAGAGAAAUUAACCUAAUAUCAAAGGAAAUGUGGGUACUUCUUUUUUUUUUUUUUUAAAGAUUUAUUUAUUUAUUUUAUGUACAGCAUUCUGCCUGCAUAUGUGACUGCAGGCCAGAAGAGGGCACCAGAUCUCAUUACAGAUGGUUGUGAGCCUCCAUGUGGUUGCUGGGAAUUGAACUCAUGACCUUUGGAAGAGCAGUCAGUGCUCUUAACCACUGAGCCAUCUCUCCAGCCAAUGUGGGUACUUCUUUUGGCUCAUAAUAGCUUCUUGAUUGUGAAUCUUCUUCAGACUAGAAACUGUGUGUUUACCACAAUUUCUAGUAACAUGUUUUUAAAAUGAAAAUUCUACUUCUUGAGAUUUGAAUUGGCUUUUCUUAUGGAAAGGUUUGUAUGUUUGUGUGGCCUUAACAGUUUCAUAGACUACUUCAACAAACAAUGGAAAUACUUUUCCUCACAGUGUGUAAGCAGUGAACAGUGAAAUCAAAGACCAAGAUACUGGUAGACCAGACUUUUUCACUGUCUACACUUGGUGGAAGGAUACCAAGUUCUUGGGAUCUUCUUUUGAUAUAGAUCCUCUUUCCUUUUAGAGAGGGAGGCUCUCAGUGCCCUAUCAUAUCUGAAAAGUCCCAUCUUCUAAUAACAUUGCAUCAAGGGGUUUCAACAUAGAAAGCUGUUUUUUGGUACUUGACAUGUGUAAGCCAUGACAAGCGUAUAACAAUUCUCCCCAAAUUGCAGAAGUUGUUUUCUUUGAGUUGAAGUGGCUAUCUUUCACAACAAUUUUAUUAGAGUUACUAAAUGUGUGAACACUUCGGAGAUCUAUUUAAAGCAUUUUGAGUGGUUUGCCUUCUAAGCAGAUGUUUAUAACACUGAAUUAUGUCCUAUGCUCUGUAGAGUAAUAGAUAAGAUUGUUCCCAAAUCCUGUGUGUAUAAAUGUGUGUCUCAUCAUGAAUUUAUGAUUUGUGUGUUAUCUUCUUAUUAUUCCUUAGAUGUUUUUAUCUAAAGAAAAAGAAAAAGUGUGGGUUCAGAAGGUAGGGGAGGUGGAAGUGGAUCUUAGAAGAGUUGGUAGAAGGGAAACAGUAAUUAGAACAUAUUUAAAUUGUAUUUAAAUAAAAUUUAAAUUAACCAAUUAAUUAUUUAUUUUAAAUUAUAUUAAGAACCAUCUUUCAAGAAAAGAAUAUGGGGACAUGGCAGUACAUAUGCUUAAUCUCUCCAUUCAGGAAGCAGAAAGAUAUGGAUCUCUGAGUUCAAGGUCAGCCUGAUCUAUAGAGGAAGUUCGAGCACAGCCAAAGAAAACCUGUCUCGAAAAAAAAGUAAAUCAAUAAAUAUAAAAUAAAAAAGAUUUACAUUUUUUAAAAAUGUUUUUAAAGAAAGAAAAGAAAAAAAAGAAAAGAAAAAGGAAUUGUCCCCAAACCUGUAAGAACAGGAUCCGAUUUGUCUUAGUAGAAGAUGGACAUAUAAACAAAAAACCUUUUUUGAAUAUAAUACUUUUAUCAGUUUGGGGAACUCCCAGUUAGCCGUUGACUUAUACAUGAACCAUCUUCUCCCCACUAUCUUCUUUGCUCUGAUAAGAGCAAUUUGCUGUGUUGUUUCAUUGAAUUAUCUCCUCAGGUCACAGAUGUCUAUUGUGUCUGUUAUUUAGUAUCUCCAGAUCACAAUGUAUUUCUGCUUGUCUGGUUUCCCAGGAGAUAAUUCUUUAUAGGCAAAGAGCAUACCACAUCCUCUUUUAAAUUCCACUUUCUUAAAUAAUAUAUGGUAUUAUUUCCUUUAGUGAGGAAAGUAAGCAAAAAUAUCCUACUACUAAUUCCCGAUGUUGAGGUUUGCCUUCAUGAAGUUAACCAAUCCAGUAUAUCUGAAAACUUUUAUGGUUGCACUAGGGAAAAAAAAGAAACUACCUAAGUAUCCUCCCUGUUAAUACAAUAAUUACAAUAUUACUUCUUUAUCAUGCCAAUACGACAUUUAAAUAUUUUAUUCUUCAAAAGAGAUACUAACAUGAAUCCUUAUUUAUUAAUGCCUAAACAUGUACAUAUUUUGAUAUAAUCUUUGGUCAGCUUUGUAUGAUGGAAAUAUAUAGAAUGACCAACGUAGGGGAAGAUUUUAAUCAGCUUUACUUUCCCCUGUAAUUUGUAAACUCCUAUUCCACACAUGUCAGUAAAAAUAACUCUAUACCUUUAUUAAAACUUCAAUAUCUUCAUUUAUAUUUAGGGUGGUAGCAAUGUAAAAUUGAAACCUGCGAGUUGUGGAGGAUAUAAAGUCAUGUUUUAAUAGAGAAACUAAAUUGCUCCUUCAAAGAGCCUAUAAAACUGAAAAGCAUUCAUUAUAAAUGUAAUAAAAACUUAUGAGUCUCAUUUUAUUAAAACUACACCCAGUUUCCUGAAGGGCCUGGAUCACUUAGAGAUAAACCAGUGCCACUUUAUGUCACCUAAGACACCUACCAAAAUGAAGUUGGCUGUUUGAACAUGAGUCCUAGUGGACAUCUAUUCAUGUUAUAAGAUAAAGGUUUUUGCUUUAGCAGAGUUUGCAACUUUUGAAAAUGAUCCAGCCCAGUCAGGUUAAUGACGGUAGUAAAUUAUUCACUAGUCCCACUUCCUUCCUAACAGUGAGAAGACACAGCUGAUGCUGCUUCUAAUUGCUGCACCAAGGCCUGCUAUUGCUCCGUAAACUUAACCCAAGUCAGUUUUACAGCUUAGCAGUGCAGUAGUAGUCAUGGGCUUUUCUUCCUUUCACCCAUAGUUUUGAAGUUUUCACAGCAGCACCUUUGGCACUGAUUUACAUCUUAGCUGUCCUUAUUUCCAUAUUGUGCAUGACCGCUGUGUGGGGUGGAGUGAAUGCUCAAUAAGAAGCCUGCCACUGUCAAAGUAACUAUCGUGAGCUCAUUUUCUUACUGUGCACAUUUACUGCUAUGAGGUUAGAAAGUCCAGAGGGAGGGAUGGAGGGAGGGAGGGAGGGAGAGAAGGAGGGGGAGAGAGAGAAAGAGAGAGAGAGAGAGAGAGAGAAAGAGAGACAGAGAGAGAGAGAGAGAGAAAGAGAGAGAGAGAGAGAGAGAGAGAGAGAGAGAGAGAGAGAGAGAGAGAGAGAAACGUGCGGAAGGUGGCUUGCAACAGGCCUUCAGACUUAUGUGUUACUCCUAUGUGUAGUAUUACUCUGAUGGGUGUUCUGGAAGCAGGUUUAGGGAAAACCUGCCAAACCUGACCUCCAGCCAGAUUGUGCACACUAGCAGGGACAUGUUCUGUUUAAAUUUGAUAGAAGAAAGACCCCUUUCAUUUUGCCACAGUAAUUAUAUUCUCAUGACAGCGAGUCAUGAGAAUGUCACCCUUGGAAUGCUUGGGGAAAGGUGAUAAUUAAAACCUAAGUGUCCUCACGUUAGUUUGUGCAUGUAAUCUGGAUUCCUUCAGGCAAUGUCACCUGUCUUGUAAUCUCUAAGUUAUAUGCAAUUGGUGCUUUUUCCUUUGCUAGAUGAGAUAUCCUUUGUAGGAUAGAACUUUGCUUUUGGAUCCCUACUAAUAUGUAAUAAUUUCAGAGUAUGAAGAGCCCAUUUAUUUGAAAACAUUUACUUGGCACAAAGAUAAAUUUUUAGAGAAAUAAAAUUAUUUGAAACACUUUAAAUUGAUAUUUAGACUAUAGAAAUCAACUUAUUUGACAUUUGAAAGACUAAGCACUGAGUAAACAUUGAGUUUUUCUGGAUUUUAAAAACAUGAUUAGUUUUCAAAUUCUUAUAGCUAAUUCUACUUUUAUGAUUUCUUGGAAUUGGUGUUCACAUUUAAGGCUUUUUUGUUUUCUUUUUAAACUACUGGCAGAUUCUGUUUUGCUUUGUUAAAGCCUGUUUCUGUUAUUUAUAUCUUUGAUUACCCCUUAAAAUAUAUGGAAAUGUUUUUGUAACAAAAUAUCUCUUUCUUGGAGAUGUUUUCCCAUGAUUCUUUUCUAAACAAUUGGUUGGCUUAUGUGUGAGUUGCCUCAGAUCCUCAGCAUUUUCAGUAAUUUUUGGGAAACUGGUUAUAUGAAAUAAUAUGUCAUUUCCUGAAAGGUAUCAUGAAUUCCAUAGGAUUUAAGACAAUUUAUGGAAGCUUGGGGCAGAAUUUAAAUUAUUUACUAUUGUAUUUACUUAUAGCUGAUUCUAUAAUUCAUGGAGUUAUGGGGUACAGUGAGAUAAUUGAAUACAAGUUGAAAUGCAUAAUGGUCUCAAAAAAUCAGUAACCCUUCUAUAUACAAAUGAGAACUGGACUGAGAAAGGAACCAGUGAAACAAAGCCCUUUAUAAUAGCCACAUGCAAUAGAAAGUACUUUGGGAGUAACUCUAACCGAGCAAAUGAAAGUCUUGUCUGAUAAAAUCUUCAAGUAUUUUAUUAAGAAAUUGAAGAAGUUAUCAGAAGAUUAAGAGUUCUUCUACGCUAUUGGGUCAGGAGGAUUAACAUUGUAAAAAUGGCCAUCCUACAAAAAGAAAUCUACAGAUUCAGUUACAAUGCCCAUCAAAAUUCUAACACAAUUCUUUACUGACCUUGAAAGACAAAUCUCAACUUCAUAUGAAUAAAAAAGGCGAAGCGUAGCUAAAAACAAUCCUGAACAAUAACAUAACAUUAAAACCACCCUCCCUGACUCCACAUUGCACUACUGAGCUUAAUAAUAAAAACACAUAGUAUUAGCAUAGAAACAGACAGAGUGAUCAAUCGAUCAAAGACCCAAACAUAAAUCCACAAACUUAAUGACUUCUGACGAUUUUUAUAACAUCUGAUAUUGGAAGCCAGAAGUCUACACUGUAACAAAAAAUGCAUCACCAACAGAUGGUGCCGGUUAAACUAGAUGUCUUCAUGUAGAAGAAUGUAAAUAAAUUCAUAUUUAUAAGCCUGUACAAAACUGAAAUCCUAGUGGAUUAAAGACCACAACAUAAAACUAGAUACAUUGAACCUGAUAUAAGAGAAAGUAGGGAACAGCCUUGGAUACAAGGAAGCAGGAGACAACUUUCUGAACAGAACAACCACAGUGUAGACACUGAGAUCAGCAGUUAAUAAAUGGGACCCCAUGAAACCGAAAAGCUUCUGCACAGCAAAGGACAUCAUCAUUCAGACUUAGUCACAGGCUACAGAAUGGGAAAACAUCGCCAAUCAUAUAUCUGAACUACUAUCACUAAGAAACUCAAAAAAUAUACUAAGAACUCAAAAGAAAAAACCAAACAAAAAAACCCAAAAAACAAAAACAAACAAACAAAAAAAAAAACAAAACAGAC
Messenger RNA from Rattus norvegicus (Norway rat), 43825 nucleotides. The record is from RefSeq and is a predicted model, not a curated record. Lineage: Eukaryota; Metazoa; Chordata; Mammalia; Rodentia; Muridae.